AUGACGGCGCGAACCCUGGCUCCGUACGAGCCACCAGGGCCUAGUCCACAAGUAGAGUAUGAAGUGUCGCAUCACCAGAAUCUCGGUCGAGAUCAUGUCCUCAUUACCAGUAUCGGCGCAUUCCCAACGCUCCGUGGCGCACAGGAUUCCGCUCAGGACAUUCUCAGAUGCACGCUCGAGCAGUACAUGGCAAGAGGUUGGAGCGGGUACUACUGCAACGCCGUCGAUCUCGACUUCAGAGGCCUCAUUGCCGGACGAGUGGGCGAACACGAAUGUGUGUACCUGAGCGAGAUCCAGCUCCACGCCAGGGAGCGAGCGUACAAGCCAUUCCAACUCCAACUCGACCAUGGAGAGGAACGGGUAUGUGCAUACAUCAAUAGACACGAACCACCAAUCCCCAAUCCCGGCCACAACACGUAUCCAGCACCGUUCCCAACUGCCCUGCUGACUCCCUGGCGCCCGCUGAGUCCCUCGGCGCAGAUACGGCGGGAUCUGAACUCGCACAGUAGGCAGGCUAGCUCCUCGAGGAGGUCGGAUAGCUUCUCGCAGACCCGGCCGCAGUAUUUUGAUCGGCCAGGGUCCUUUGUCCCACGCGCUUCUGCGCACUAUGACGAGGCCAUGAGCUUCUCCGCUGUUCGGAAUGACGACGCUAGCGCAGAUCAGAUUGUAGGCACGGGGAGCGCGCGACGAGGGCCUGGGUCGCACCCACACGGUAAGCAACGAUAUGGCAGUUCUCUCGGGGGCGGCUACGAUAUCAGGAGCGGCUACAAUAUCAGGGGCGGCUACGAUAUCAGGGGCGGCUACGAUAUCAGGGACGGCUACGAUACCAGGGACGGCUACAAUACCAGGGACGGCUACAAUACCAGGGACGGCUACAAUAUCGGUCAUCCGUAUCUCGGACGCAGGCAUUCGUCGAUCGGGACCAUGUACACCAACAUCCUCCCCCUCGUCUUCCUCACCAGCCUAGCCACCUUGGCCACCGCCAUGGCCGUCCCCGCGCCCGCGCCCGCGCCUCUCUGCAGCGCGCAGAUGUACCGGUGCGACGCGACGCGGCGGCGGGUCGAGGUGUGCGGCAGCGGCGGGUGGCAGCUGCAGGCGCUGUGCGGGACGGCGUCGUGUGCAGAUGAUAAGACGCUGGGUGUGCCGCAUUGCUAUGAUUAG
This is a messenger RNA of Didymella exigua CBS 183.55, 1161 nucleotides long. RefSeq lists its product as uncharacterized. The transcript is spliced from 3 exons. The coding region runs from base 1 to 1161 and encodes 386 amino acids. NCBI's taxonomy places the organism in Eukaryota, Fungi, Ascomycota, Dothideomycetes, Pleosporales, Didymellaceae. The record is from RefSeq and is a predicted model, not a curated record.